AUCAAAUUGAAGUUAGCUAUGACCGCCAUUUUAGUAGAAGUGAUUCGAUUCGUUUGGCGAAGCCUAAAACUGUGAAUUAAAAUUGUGUAUCGUCAUUUAGAAUAUAAGAUUUGUUUUUCAUCGAAGAAAAAGAGAAAAGAAAAAAAAAAAAAAUGUCGACUAGACUCAAAAGGCAUACGACACACAACGCUAAACCUUACGAUCGUCCUAAGACAUUUUUUCAGAAAGUAGCAUCAACACUGCAAGAUAUGUUUGUGCCGUCAUGGAUAUUAUACAAUUCUUCAAACAAAUCGGAUUCAAGUGUGUCUCAGACUCCCGCGAAUCAGAAUUCAGAAGAUAAUACAGAAUCACAACAAACUUUGCAUCAGAUAAAUCAUCAGAAGAUAUCAGAUAGAGGUGAAUCGUCAAAAUACUUAAAUGUUAGGAACGAAUCAUCCAAAAAUAUGUAUAUGCCUGAAAAACGACCCACUUAUUCAUCAUAUACUAUAGAACAAGAAAAGAGGAGGAGAGAAAAAGCACAAAUUUCAGAUCUGACUGACAAUUACAAUGAGAUUACUCAAGGAAAAACAUCUAAUUUAUUAAAAAGUGACACAUUAAGAAAUAAUGUAAAACUACAGAAAAAAUCAACUCAUCAGUCUUUUGUAAAUGGUGAUGAUCAUUCAGACAACAGUGAUGGUUCUGCAUCUACAAGUGGAUGCUCUUCGUUAGUUUCUUCACAUCAGGAAAGAAAAGAUCAGUCUCAUGAAUAUGGGUUGCAGAUUAAUGAAGAAGCUUUAGAACAGAUAAAGAAAGAACUAUCAAAGAAAGAAGAAUUUAAAAACAAAGGAGUGAAAAGGCACAUAUCUGUUGAGACCGAGUCUCUUACUCAUGGAACAGAUUCAAAUUUUAAUCAGAGUGAAUUGCAUUCAUGGUAUAAGGAAAAAAUUGUUUGUCCAAAUAAGAGAGCAAGACCACAGCCAACAUUUACUGGUAGAAAACCAUCAUUUAACUUAUCAAGUUUUGGAGCUCCAUCAUUGGGUGAAGUAUCUCAUUCAGGAGGAAACUGUUGUCAUUCACCAUUUUAUGAGGGUAAAACAACAUUUGGCGGAGCAUCUGCUAUGAACAGAUCACAUAUAUUAUCAUCAAUAUCAUGUCCUGACACAAAUGCCUCAAAUACUAAAUUGAAAGUGAACGAUGCUUCGUCAAAAAAAGAUUUUGACUACAUGAGUACAACGGCUAAACGAAUUUUAUUAUCUUUAGAAAAGAUGUCCACUCCUUUAGUGGAUGCAAAGAAGAUUCCAACAGAAAAGAAAACAUUUGUUGAAUCAUAUUUGCGGCGAAAAAUGAAUUCUUCAUCCAACAAUUUUGCAAUUAACAAAUCAAAAUCUCAGCUACCAUUAUGUAAGCCUCCAACCUCUGGUAUAAUCAUUCCUUCAUCACCUAUGAUCUGCAAAAAUUUUGAUUCUAGAAUUUCGUCAGAUCAGGUAUCAAAUAAGAUAAUCUUUAAUCCUGUCACUAUAUCAACUGAUAUAACUCCAUCAGCAAGCAUGCCCAUCAAGACCACAGGAAAGAUUAGAGCAAGGACAAAUACAGCCCUUCAUUGUUCAAAGAAAGCAAAUAUGAAUGAGGUUGUGGAAGUUCCAGAUCUUCCAAAUAUACCUUUACCUAUUGAUCAAUUACCCACUUUUAAUUUCAAUACUGUGUCUAAAGCAUCAGGAGAAUGCAACCAGUCCAAAGAAAAUAAUGAGAUUCAGUUUAAAUUUUCAUCACCCAUUCAACAUAAUGCUCCUUCUCCACCUCAGGUCUCUAAUUUGAAGGAAAUGUGCUUCACUUUCAGUUCACCAGUCAUUAAAGAAAAUGAUUCUUUGAGUAACUCUCCUCAAAAUGAAAAAUCAAAACAGGAAGAUUCGUCUAAUGAAAAAGUUGCUUGUACCGAGGAAAAGGUUUCAUCUGCUUCAAAAGAACCAGAUACUUCUGUGGAACAGAAACAAAUUAAACCUAUUGGUUUUGGUGACAAAUUCAAACCUGCUCCUGGAAGUUGGGAAUGUUCUACCUGCUUUGUAAGGAAUUCGAAAGAUGACAUGAAAUGUAUCUCUUGUGAAACACCAAAAACUAAUGUUACAGUUUCUACACAAGAAAAGACCGGGUUUUCAGAUACAAAAUUAGAAUCUAAUAUCACUUCAAAGACGAUUGAUAAAUCUUCUAAACAAGAAGAAAAAACUGAUAACAAGAACUCAUUUUCUAUACCUUCAACUAAAGCCACUACUAGUUCUUGGCAAGAAUUUGGAGAUAAGUUUAAACCACCAUCAGGAAGUUGGUCAUGCCCCGUCUGUAUGAUCUUUAAUGAACAGACAGAUUCAAAAUGUUUGGCGUGUGAAACGCCAAACCCCCAUCAGAAAUCACCCGUUGCGGAACAGGCACCGACAACUAAAUUUGACACGAAAUUUAAAUCAACACCUGACUCUUGGGACUGUGACGUCUGUUUUGCUCAGAAUCCUAGCAGUGCAUUAAGAUGUUUUGCUUGUGAAACUUUGAGAUGUGUUACAUCUAAACCUUCAGAUUCAACACAGCUGUUCUCCGGAUUUAAAUUUGGAAGCAACAAAAAACAGAAUUCUUCCUUUUCUCUGGAAAAUACGGCAUUCAACAACAACAAUUCGGGAUUUAAAUUUGGAAUGACUCCUUCCAGUGGCCUUAGCACUAGUAAGCAGUCGCAGGAAUUUACAUUUGGAAGCAAGGCAACCGAUUCAAAACCAGUUGAAGGUUUUAAAUUCAAUGCUUCGAAUUUUUCCACGUCAUCCAGUGCCUUUACAUUUGGUGGAAAAUCCCUUCAGGUCAAUAGUGAAUGCAAUAAUUUAACAAAUGGAAAAAUAAAAUUUGGAGUUGGAAGUUCGGAGAAUCCACAGACUACUGGCUUUGGUAGCAAGUCUCUUCCAGCUUUUGAACCACCCAAGUUGGUGCCACAACUGUUUGGAAAUCAGUUGAAUACUGCAAAGAGUGAAGCAGCCAGUUAUGCCUCAUUGAAGAGUCCAGUUUCUCAGUCAUCUCUGACUACUCCAGCUGUCAGUUCAGUUGCUCCAGUUGUAUCUGUUGCUCCUGCCAGUACUCUGGCUCUGAGCACUGCCACUACUACGGUAUCCAUUUUCAGUUUUGGAAAAACUCAGCCAGUUGUUUCAGUCACUGCGGCAUCACCUCCAAAAAUAAAUGCAGAAGAUCCAACUGCUUCAGCAAAUUCAAACACUGGAUGUUCAUUUAGUUUUACAAGUCCACCAAAGAUUGUUGAUAUUUCUAACAGAGAUACUAUUUUACCCGAGAAAGUGGAAACUACUAGUGAGAACAAAGAGGCCACAAAUGUCACCCAGAAGCCGAUAUCAACAUUUUCAUUCAGUUCUACUGCUGUCACAACAAGCAGCAUCUUCAAACCCACCACAGUCAACAAUGUCUUUACAUUUGGCUCACCCGUGCCAUUUUCUGUUGUCUCAACGCAGCAGAAUGUGAUCAGUCCCCCAAACCCAUUCACUCCAAACACAACCUCUCAAGUAUCCUUCUCAAAUUUUGGCAACAAUUCAUCGACCACGACUUUUGGACAUGACAACAAUCAGCCGAAACAAGGAUUUGGCUUUCAGGCCCUACCAGCAGUUCAGUUCAAUUCCCCGAAAUCUGAGCAACCCUCUGGCAAUGUCUUCCGAUUUGGCACGCUUCAGGAACAAAAACCUGCAGAUAUUGCAAAAUCGAAUUUUACUUUCGGUGCUAGUCAAGAACAAAAACCGCCCGGAGGCGACCAGGCGGCGAAGCAGUCUUUUGCAUUCAGUUUCCACCCGGCCCAGGCCGAGCAGAAGACGUUCGCCGCACCCAAGGGAAACGAUCAGGAGAAACCCAAACCGAGUUUCAACUUUUCGUUUACCCCUUCACAGAACUUCUUCAGCACGCCGUCCACGUCGGCACCCAGUUUUAACUUUGCCACAAACGUGGCCUCACCGGGAACCCCGUUUUCUUUCACGGCAAGUCCCAGCGGAACCGCCCAGCCUACCCGCAGGAUCAAGAGGGCCGUCAGAAGAUCCAACCUGGGUCCGGGACGAAGAGACAAUUGAGAGAACGCUCGCGACAGGAUGUACAUUUUUUUCCGUAGAAGGGAGGCGGCACCAAAAAAAUUUCGAAAGCAAUGGCGAGAAAAGUCUAAACGCGAGACGGUCUUUCACAAAACUGUAAAUGGAAACUAACUUUUAAGUAUAAAUUAGGCGUGUGUGAUUUUUAAGCUGAAUAUCCCAUAGUAAUAAAAACAUCUUACAAAACUGAAUAAUUUUGACUUUUACUUU
Centruroides sculpturatus (bark scorpion) is the source of this 4292-nucleotide messenger RNA. It is a transcript of the gene Nup153, whose product is annotated as nuclear pore complex protein Nup153-like. Gene Ontology annotation, molecular function: structural constituent of nuclear pore. NCBI's taxonomy places the organism in Eukaryota, Metazoa, Arthropoda, Arachnida, Scorpiones, Buthidae. The record is from RefSeq and is a predicted model, not a curated record. Gene Ontology annotation, cellular component: nuclear pore. Bases 153 to 4067 code for a protein of 1304 amino acids. Gene Ontology annotation, biological process: RNA export from nucleus; protein import into nucleus. The transcript is spliced from 24 exons.